AAUUAUUUUUCUGAGUGGGGAGAGUUUUUCAAGUGUACUUGGUUUGGAUUUUGAACUCUAACCAUUUCUGAAAAAAAAAUAUAAGAAAAACGUGCAACGUUAUUGAGCAAUUAUCUCGAAGAUAUGUGUUAAGUCUAAUGUCUAAAGUCUAAUAGGACCUGCCUUGAUUAUUUUUUUCUCUCUCUCAAAUCGCUUAUGAGACAUUUAAUGCCCCACUCCUCCCCAGAUAAAAAAAAGCCAACCAAACCCCUCCCCCACCCUCUUUAUUAUUGAAUUGCCAAUCAGAAGGCGAGCGCAAUGUCACCUGACUCAGCUGCGACAAAAACAACAAACUUUCCAGAAUCAGAAAUAAUCUCCUUCACACUGGUUUGUUUUACUGUAUUUCAAAGCUUUGCUUGUUCAAUUUUGUUUCUCGCGGCCCGGGCUAGCAGGGAUUGCCAGCAAGGCUUUUCUGCAAAGCGUUCUAUGCUAAACUUUUUCUCUCUCGCUCUGGAACGGUGAAAAUGGCCAGUUCCCCUUCCUCCGUCCCUGCAACCACAUUUCCAACUGCAUCAACGAAGAAGAUGCGAGUUCGAAGCAAGUCCACCUCUGCGGUUGAAGACGUCAAAGAGGUUCCACCGAAGAACGAAAAACGGGUAGUAGUGGAAGCUGUUCAUACGAGCCUAAAGAAUGGUGUUAACGGGGCGCAAAAUGGCGAGGAAUCGUUCGUGAAAGCCACGAAAGACAAACAUCACGACAGAAAAUCUCGUAGCGGACGCCGUGGUUUACCGAAGAAAGGUGGAGCUGGAGGAAAGGGUACCUGGGGAGCCAUUGGUGAAGUGUUGAAUGAAGAAGAUUUAAAGAUCAGAGACCAGCAUGAUCCGAACUAUGAAUCGGAGGAAGAUGAAGAUGAGCCUUUUGCAAUAGAGGAAUGUAAACCAGAGCUGACUGAGGAAGAGUUUAGCACAAACAUCACACCUAUUGUACAGGAAUACUUUGAACAUGGGGAGACAGAGGAUGUUGUGCUCUCUUUAGCAGAACUUAACAUCUCUUCAAGGAAAUAUAAGAAAACCUUUGUAUUUAGUAGGCACCGUCCUUACGAUGGGGGCUUCUUUAAUUCUUUCUAUUUGUUUUCACAGGCAACUCAGAGAGAGAUGGCAUCAAUCCUGAUCUCAGACUUGUAUGGCAGGCACCUUACUCAACAUGACAUAGCUCAAGGUAUAAACAGCAAAGCUUUGAAUGAAGCUGAUCUGCUGCUGAGAAUGAAACAUGGAAUGGUGCGUUUGGACAGUGUGUGGGGUGUGGCUGGAGGUCGCCGCCCAGUCAAACAUCUUGUCAAAAAGAUGAUCUUGUUGCUCAAAGAAUACCUGAAUUCGGAAGAUAUUGAAGAAGUGAGUCACCUUAAAAUGUGUAUUUUACCUUUUCUAAAUCCUAUCAGUUCACAGGCUAUCGUCAUGAUGUUGGAAGAUGGCCAUGAACGAGUGAUGACACUGAUGAAGAAUCUUCUGCAGUUCUUUUCAAAUACCAACAUUGUCAAGCCAGAUCAAAUUAAAAGCGGAUUUCAACGUGUGUUUGACUCAUUUGCCGACAUUCAGCUGGAUAUUCCACAUGCCCACACCCUUUUGGAAAAGUUCACUGACAUGUGUGCCCGUGAUGGAAUCAUUCCAAUCUCCUUGACUUUGAAAGUCCCUUCCAGGGGUCGCAAGCGAUUUGUCAGUGAGGGCGAUGGAGGGAUUGUGAAGUCGUAACUCGCUUAUCUAUAAAUCCAGAAAGCAAUUGAUGAGCCAGACAUAAUAAUUAAUAACCUCUAACAAAAAGGGAGAACAUUCUGGUUUGAAUAAGAUUCACAUCUAUCUGUACACUCUGGUAUUUCCUGGGCAUGUGUGACAAAGGGUAAAACUUGGGUCAAGUGAUGAUUUCUAAAGUCGUUACUCCCCCCUCUCCCCCUUCCUUUCUCUCUCUCUCUCUCUCCCUCCCCCCCUUUCAAUACAUUAACAUUGCUUUCAUUAUAUCUGACUGUUGUCACUGUUAAUAAUCUGUAAAGAAAUUGGAAAAAAUAUAUAAUUUGAGAGUAGUGUACAGAGUCGCUUGGGUUCCUAAAUUAUCACUGUUGGCUAUUACUGAAACAGUAACUGUUGAUGACUCAUGAUAGAACUACUGGUUUUUGAAGGGUUUACUUUAGUAUUGUGCAGUACUGUUGUUUAGAACUGUGAUGUAAAUAAAGGUUUUUAGUUUGUCAUCAGGGACUGGUCAAAAAGUGCAGGGGGGAUGAGCCAGAGCAUAUGAAAAUGUGGUGGUUAGAAAACACAUGACCCACCCCCUAUAAAACAUGGCAUUUUUGGUUGCAUAAUCCAACAAAAUCACAUUUUGUGUAUGAAAUUGUGGUGCUAUUUAGAUUUUAGAUUUAUUUUGUAAUAAUAAUGAUGAUGAUAAUAAUAAUAAUAAUAAUAAUAAUAAUAAUACAAAAUCAUCUGAAAAUAAUAUUGUUUUUCUUUACUCUUGCAACUUAAAGUCGUGUCUGUAAACUCUAAGAAAACUUGACCUUUAACCUUCCACACUAGGGCUCCAGCCUUGCAACACGUGGAACAGUGAUCCAUCUAGAAAACAGCUGUAGUGAGUCCUGCAAGUAACAUAGCCAGAAAAAUACAAGUCCCAGAUCUAUGAACAUGUGUCCUGUGCCCUUAGGGACAAAUAGUAUGUAGACACAAGUUUGGCAUUUGGUGUUCUUGAAGACCAGCAUGUUGGCAGAGCGCAGUAGUUUCAAUAUAUGUGCCCUGGGACUCCUUGCUCAAUCCGUUAGACUUCUUAGCUUUUGUACAGAUUUUACAACACAUAAAUUGUCAUCUCUAUUUGUACACCAGCCAAGUGUACUUUUUCAACCACAGCUCAAAAAGUUUUAGUCCUUUGGGAAUGAAAGGAGUUACCUCUGUUGUCGAUUGUGUCAAA
Messenger RNA from Orbicella faveolata, 2925 nucleotides. Its product is annotated as programmed cell death protein 4-like. Gene Ontology annotation, cellular component: nucleus; cytosol. The record is from RefSeq and is a predicted model, not a curated record. NCBI's taxonomy places the organism in Eukaryota, Metazoa, Cnidaria, Anthozoa, Scleractinia, Merulinidae. Gene Ontology annotation, biological process: negative regulation of DNA-templated transcription.